Exophiala viscosa is the source of this 1149-nucleotide messenger RNA. RefSeq names its product GDP-mannose transporter. The transcript is spliced from 4 exons. Lineage: Eukaryota; Fungi; Ascomycota; Eurotiomycetes; Chaetothyriales; Herpotrichiellaceae. Gene Ontology annotation, molecular function: GDP-fucose transmembrane transporter activity; antiporter activity. The record is from RefSeq and is a predicted model, not a curated record. Gene Ontology annotation, cellular component: Golgi apparatus. The coding region runs from base 1 to 1149 and encodes 382 amino acids.
AUGAGCAGAAUGGAUGAGAAGGAGUCUGGUGAGCAGGACGGCUUCCUGCUGAAGCCCGCGCCCCAUCACCGGGCCCGCGUCGAUCGCGGCAUGGGUACCUCUCUUCGUCAACUCGAGAACAGUCCUGGUGCUGCUGUUCUGGCAUACUGCUUUUCCUCGAUCAGCAUGACGGUCGUGAACAAGUAUGUCGUUUCGGGCUCGUCUUGGAACUUGAAUUUUCUUUAUUUGGCCAUUCAGUCCGUUAUUUGCACGGCUGCAAUUCUGGUCCUGAAGCAGAUGGGGUUUAUUCCUAACCUUGCUGCCUUGGAGACCGGCAAGGCCAAGAGAUGGCUCCCCGUGUCUGUGGCCUUUGUCGGCAUGAUUUUCACCAGCACCAAGUCCCUACAAUUUCUAUCUGUCCCGGUAUACACCAUCUUCAAGAACUUGACCAUCAUUGUUAUCGCCUAUGGUGAACUCCGGUGGUUUGGCGGCAAAGUCACCCAGCUGCUUCUGCUGUCAUUCGGCUUUAUGGUGCUCAGCUCCGUCGUUGCUGCGUGGGCUGAUAUCCAGGCUGCCCUCAGUGGCGCUGGGCACUCGGCGGAGACUGCCGCCGCUGUCUCAACUUUGAACGCUGGCUACGCAUGGAUGGGGCUCAACAUCUUCUGCACUGCCUCGUACGUCCUGGGCACGCGCAAGUUCAUCACUUCGCUGAACUUCAAGGACUGGGACACCAUGUUCUAUAACAAUUUGCUAUCUCUCCCUAUUAUGGUCAUCUGCUCCCUACUUACCGAGGACUGGUCUUCGACAAACCUGGCUAAGAACUUCCCCGCCGAGUCGCGCAACAACCUCAUGAUUGGUAUGCUCUAUUCUGGCCUGGGUGCCAUCUUCAUCUCGUACUCGUCUGCCUGGUGCAUUCGCAAGACGUCGUCGACUACAUACUCGUUCGUCGGUUAUCUCAACAAGCUCCCGCUCGCCAUCAGCGGCAUCGUCUUUUUUGACUCUCCCGUCACGUUUGGCAGCGUCUCGGCUAUCCUGCUGGGAUUCUUCAGCGGCCUCGUUUACGGUUAUGGCAAGAUGAAGCAGAAAGAGCAGUCCAAGCAGGUCCUCCCCACCUUUCAACGGGCCAUGAGUGCUAGCUCUCAGAGCCAGAAGGAUGCAUCCAGCUCAUAA